AUGGUACCUGGAGGGGCGUCCGUGGUUACAGCCCAUCAUCAUCCAUCGAUCCGGUCCCGCCCUUCAUUUAUCUCCGUCCCUGGGCUUAUUCAGAAACUACUAUCUACUACUCCCGGUUCCUCACGGCUACCAAGGGAAGGGAAAAGAAAAAACAUGGAUGCUCGUCAGUGGCAUGGUUUCCAUACGGAUUUCUUCUGUCACAAGGUGUAUCCUGCGAGUUUCGCGGGCAUGGCAACAUGGCAGGCUUGCUCACCCUGGAAUGGGAUCGUAGUGGUUGCUCGGUUUGUCUUGCACCACGCAAUGGCCUGUCAGCCUAUCUCGCCUGUCCCACCCCCAGGAGUAAUUGGACCCUGGGCAAAGUCAUCUGCACCCGAUGUCUGCUGCACGGCUCAGCCAACAAUUCGCGCCCGCUGUCCAUGCAAUGAUUGUCCCGGCAUUAGUUUGCAUGGCGAUGCUUCACUUUCGCGAUCCCGCGCAUCCAAUGAGGGGCUCUCAAUAGCCUUGGUUCAAGGGGCGGUGGUGCACCAGCUCUUCGUCAAGGCUCGCAAGUGCAGAACUGAUGCAAAACGCCGAGCGAGUCGGUUGAUGCGGCCCCGACAAUUACCCAUCGACUCAGCCGAUAUGGCAAUAAGCAGGGGACUUCCUGUGAGGCCCAUGCCUGUGAGACUGGCUGACCACAUUGUCCUACGGUACGUACCUUGCUGGCUCACAUCAUCCGCCAAUGCAGGCCUUCAUGUGGGGUGUGGAGGUCCCAAGUGCCUCGUGGUAGAGGUUACCUACGCGUCCAAUGUUAGGGUUGCAUUUGGCGGCUACCUAGCCUUCUUGAGCAUCGCUCGUUACCCACCGGCCCCAUCGCAAAUCGGUGGCUACGGCUGA
Molecule: messenger RNA, 876 nt
Organism: Aspergillus niger
Lineage: Eukaryota; Fungi; Ascomycota; Eurotiomycetes; Eurotiales; Aspergillaceae
Exons: 7
Coding region: 1-876 (291 amino acids)
Source: RefSeq, a predicted model, not a curated record